AUGAGAGUACAUCUUCAUAAUGAUGUAGAUUCGGGACUUUACGCAGAAUUGUUGUUAAAAAUUGGUGAUGGUUGUUUAGAAGUUGACGCUGAAGGUUAUAUAUCACUAUCAAGAGGAUUUUGUGAUUUAGUAGAAAAUGAUGUGGAUCUCAUUGCUCAUGUUUUUCCGGAAUUGCAACAAAAUUUAAGUUGUGAUCAGUGGUUGUGCGCAAGAGCAAUAUUAGCACCAAAAAAUGAAGUAGUUAAUAGGAUUAACACCGACAUUUUAAAAGAGGUGCAAGGAGAAAUGAAGGAAUAUUUAUCAAUGGAUACAAUUAUGAAUACGGAACUGAGUACUUCAUAUUCCGUGGAGUUUUUGAAUUCACUUGAACUGUCGGGUGUACCAUCACAUAACAUUCAAUUGAAACUAAAUGUACCAGUUAUGCUUAUGCGAAAUCUAAAUUCUCCUCUGCUAUAGUAG
Molecule: messenger RNA, 459 nt
Organism: Psylliodes chrysocephalus
Lineage: Eukaryota; Metazoa; Arthropoda; Insecta; Coleoptera; Chrysomelidae
Source: the annotation of a GenBank genome assembly